Fomitopsis serialis is the source of this 553-nucleotide messenger RNA. RefSeq lists its product as uncharacterized. Gene Ontology annotation, molecular function: antiporter activity; xenobiotic transmembrane transporter activity. The transcript has a single exon. Gene Ontology annotation, biological process: transmembrane transport. Bases 152 to 481 code for a protein of 109 amino acids. NCBI's taxonomy places the organism in Eukaryota, Fungi, Basidiomycota, Agaricomycetes, Polyporales, Fomitopsidaceae. Gene Ontology annotation, cellular component: membrane. The record is from RefSeq and is a predicted model, not a curated record.
CAGUGACCUUAUCAUACGUGCUGCAGAAUUCUAUUCAAACUGUGUCGGUCCUGAUCGUCGGACGUCUGGGGCCCCAUGAGCUUUCCGUGGCAGCGUUCUCAUUUAUGUUGGCCACGAUAGGUGAGAAUACUCAAUUGGUCGCUGUUAAAAAAUGAAAAUAUGUGUUACUUCAGGAUGGUGCGUCGCCCUAGGAGGUACCACAGCUCUUGACACUCUUGGUUCGCAAGCGUUCGCCGGAGGAGACCCGAAAUCCCUGUCUGUUCAUUUCCAGCGCUGCUUGGUUCUUCUAUGGCUUCUGUUCAUCCCCGUCGGAUUUUUGUGGGCCAAUCUAGAACCCGUCCUGUUAUCACUUGGUCAACAGCCGGACCUGAGUCGCGACGUGCAGCGAUUUAUGACCGUGUUAAUACUUGGGGCACCAGGAUACAUCGGCUUCGAGAGCCUUAAAAAGUAUCUUCAAUGCCAAGGUGCCUUGCUGUACUGAUGCCUCUGUGACUGGGCAACCACUGACUCAAUUGAUGCUACAGGAAUUAUGCGUGCCUCGACCGUCGUCCUC